UCUCUCCCUCUCUCUCUCUCUCGCUCGCUCUCUCUCUCUGUUAUCAGAUGAGUGUCUGUGCUCACGGUCAGUGUGUGUGUGUGUGUGUGUGUGUUCAGUCAGUAGCAUGGCGUAUCUCAGCUACCUGCUGCUCAGCACCGCUCUCAUCCACACCGCCCAGUCUCUACCUGUAGGGCAUGGAGGGGGGCGUGACCUGGACUUGUCAGUGGGCGGAGUCAGACGCCAGCGCAGAGCCCUGCUGCCCUAUGAGGAGCAAAUGAUGUCAUAUCCUUACAUACAAGGGGGAGGCGGGGACAAUGACCUGUACUACCAAUCAGAUGACUGGAGGGGGAGGGGCUUGAACCAGGCCCUGCAGCGACUGGUGGACAGAGACCAGAGGCGGGAACAGGAAGAGGAGCAGCGAGCAGCCUACCUGGCCGCUCUGCUACGCCUCCUGAAUGAGGCAGAGAGCGUGGGAUUGGUCGGCCCGGAAGACAUGGCGGUUGUCGAGGAGGAGGAGGAUGAGGAGGAUCAGGGGCCCCCUGGGGACUUCCAGGGCCCGGUCCCCGCAGACUAUGAUGAGACAGGGCGGGGUAUGAGCAUGGGGAGGCCCCAGGCUGCAUGGUGGGGCCUCCUGGAGCCCCAGCUGGCUCAGACCUUGAUGGAUAGGAUGGAGCCUCAGCUGGUUCAGACCCUGCUGGAGAGAGCGAGACAGGAGAAACUCCAACAGACAGGACGAGGACUAAACAGAGACCAGGACACUCUGAGACGGAUGGUUGCUAGGAUACUGUCCAGCAUCGGCCCUAACAACGCACCGGUGAACUCCUCAGGUCGCAGAGCGAGGAGAGACCUGUCUGUCACCUCAGUUGAACCCAUUAGCUCCACCCAUAGGAGAACUCGCCGUUCCCUUGACGACCUGACACCUCCAUCACCUAGCAAUGACCCCCCACUCCUCAGGGUGAAGAGGCUGGAGGAGGAGGAGGAGGAGGAGAAUCUCCGUCCCCUCACUGCUGGGCUGCAGAGGAUGAAACGCAUUGAUACCAUGGCAACCGCAGCCGAGGAAGAACUGAAUCAUGGGAUUCGUAGGCGCCGGAGGAGAGCCGCCAUGAAUUAUGACCCCCAAAUAUUGAUCGAUCAGAUUGUGAAUUACAUGAGGGAGUGAGAGGAGAGGAGGAGAGGAGAGGAGGAAAGAGGAGGAGAGGAAGAGAGGGGAGAGGGGAGAGGGGGAGAGGAAAGGAGGAGUAUUGUGUCGUUCUUUAAGUUUCUCAUUUCUGUUUAUGUAAAAAUGUUUUUUGCUGCUUUAGGUCAAAAUAAAUCUUAACCAGUCGUUCGUUGUUAAAGGAGGGGGGGAUAAAUGUGACCUCUGAGUUUUCACGACUGAUAACUCAGAGGUCAUGACCUCUUGUCCGAUUGAUCUGUUAUUUCCUAAACGUUUCCUGUAUGUUUCAUGAAAACAUCUGAGCAAGAGUUGUGACAUCAUCAUGUCAGAGUUGUGACAUCAUCAUGUAGCUGAUGAGACAGCUGCAAACUACGAUUUUAAGAGUGAAACAUAAACAGUCAGAUUUGUUUUCUGUUCACUGGAAAAUUUAAAACAAACUGUGUCAAGAAUUUACUUUUAAUUUAAAGUAAAUUAUCAGAUGAUUUUCCUAAAGGUUUCCAGAAAGAAGCUGAGGUGAUGAAUCAAACUUCAGUCCGUAGUGGAACAUGGUUCACAGAUCAGAUCAGAGAAACAUGUCAAAAUUCAACUGAAAGUUUGAAGAAUAAAGUUUAAAUUAUAAAUUAUGUUUAGUUUGAAAGAAGAAAAACAGCUGUAGAAACAGCUUCAGAUAUGAAACAGUACAGUACCCAUCAGCCUCAGCAGCUGUUGCUAUGGUGAUGAGCUUUAGUAUCCUCCCUGAGCCUCUUUAAAAAUAACACUGUCUGCAGCUUCCAGUUGUAAUUGACCCCGCCCAGAUGUCCAUUCAUCAUCUGUGUGUCUCUGAAAAAGACAGACCGGUGAUGGACAAUGAUGGUAACCAUGGCAACGGCUCAUCAGCUCUUUAAUUGGUUGUUGUGUUCAUGUACUUCAGCUUGUGUGCAACAGCUCUGUCAUGUGAUCACUCUUGUGUCUGCUGUUAAAAUAAAAACUUUUAUCUCAUGAAUAAAGUCAGUGUCACCACAAA
Molecule: messenger RNA, 2141 nt
Organism: Hippoglossus stenolepis (Pacific halibut)
Lineage: Eukaryota; Metazoa; Chordata; Actinopteri; Pleuronectiformes; Pleuronectidae
Gene: pcsk1nl
Product: proprotein convertase subtilisin/kexin type 1 inhibitor, like
Exons: 5
Coding region: 107-1141 (344 amino acids)
Biological process (GO): negative regulation of endopeptidase activity
Molecular function (GO): endopeptidase inhibitor activity
Source: RefSeq, a predicted model, not a curated record